This is a messenger RNA of Drosophila grimshawi, 341 nucleotides long. It is a transcript of the gene COX7AL2, whose product is annotated as cytochrome c oxidase subunit 7A1, mitochondrial. The record is from RefSeq and is a predicted model, not a curated record. Bases 75 to 263 code for a protein of 62 amino acids. The transcript is spliced from 3 exons. NCBI's taxonomy places the organism in Eukaryota, Metazoa, Arthropoda, Insecta, Diptera, Drosophilidae. Gene Ontology annotation, biological process: mitochondrial electron transport, cytochrome c to oxygen.
AAUCAGCAAAUUGCUGCACAAGAAUUUGCGUAUCUUGAAAGAGUCAAACAAUUACAUAACAACAAUUAUCAACUAUGGCGUUACCUGAGGGACUAGCUGGCAAAAUGAAGACUUUCCAGGCUGUGAAUGAUCUGCCCGUGUUCCUCAAGGGUGGACCCGCUGAUAAGGCUCUAUUUGGCAUAACUGCAGCACUGUGUGGUGUGGGCUUAGUGAGCAUUGCGCACAUGAUCUACACAAUGGGUUUCUCCAAGAAGAAUGCCUAAGCAAUGGCUUCCCGUUCACAGUAAACGGUUAAUAUAUAUAUGACUUAAUUAAAAGUGCAAUAAAUAUCAAUAAACAUA